AUGGGUAUUUCUUGCAUCACAAGAAACACAUAUCCCAUCCCCCUUCUUCUUCUUCUUCUGAUCCUAAUCAUCGUCCCUUCGUCUUCUUCAUUUGCUCCCACAGACAUCGUCACAAAAGUCCUCCUCAUCAAACUCUGCUCACAAUCAACAAUUCACAGUCAUCGCUUUUGCGUCAGAUGGCUAACCGCAGAUCACAGAACGACCUCUACGAACAUUCAUGGCCUUAUCGAGCUCACAGUCGAUAAAACUCGUGCAUUUGGUCUGAAAAACCUAGCAUUGAUGAACGACUUAGCAAGAGGCUCAGGUAAUGAUAAGCAGCUCAAGAACGCUUACGAGUCAUGUGCGAAUAGUUAUGGCAUAACGAUCAAACAUCUUGAGGAAGCUAAAGAGUUUUUGCGAAAUAGCUCUUUCCAGUUAGCAUUUCACGCUGCUUCUAAAGCGCAUGAUUAUGCGUAUUUAUGCAAAGAUCAGUUCGAUGGACCUUCUAAUGAGCCGCCUUUUGUUCUGCAUCGCAGUGAGAAGCUUAUCGAAAUGUGUUACAUUGCUAGGGAUUUCGCUCGACUUUUCUAUUAA
Eutrema salsugineum is the source of this 573-nucleotide messenger RNA. Its product is annotated as pectinesterase inhibitor. Lineage: Eukaryota; Viridiplantae; Streptophyta; Magnoliopsida; Brassicales; Brassicaceae. The transcript has a single exon. The record is from RefSeq and is a predicted model, not a curated record. Gene Ontology annotation, biological process: negative regulation of catalytic activity. Gene Ontology annotation, molecular function: pectinesterase inhibitor activity. The coding region runs from base 1 to 573 and encodes 190 amino acids.